Molecule: messenger RNA, 2366 nt
Organism: Equus caballus (horse)
Lineage: Eukaryota; Metazoa; Chordata; Mammalia; Perissodactyla; Equidae
Source: RefSeq, a predicted model, not a curated record
CCUUUGGCCAGUAAAUCGGAAGAGAAAAAGCGAUUGGAUGAACAUGAACCGAUGCUCCUCACUGCCCAGGACAGGAAACUAGGUCGCAGGGCUGCUUCCUGGUGGCAGCUGAGGGAGGAGGAAUAUUCAGGAGCAGCAAUGGACCAACGUGAACACCAUCACUCAGGACCACAUGGGAAGAACCAACUUGCCAGAGGAUCAGAGCUGAGGAUCAUUCUGGUGGGCAAAACGGGCACUGGCAAAAGUGCCACUGGGAACAGCAUCCUUGGGAAGCAAGCGUUUGAGUCGCGGCUGGGUGCCCGGACCCUGACCAAGACUUGCAGUCAAAGUCGGGGAGGCUGGGGAGAGAGGGAGAUGGUCGUUAUUGACACGCCAGAUAUGUUUUCUGGGAAGGACCACGCUGACUCCCUGUACAAGGAGGUCCAGAGAUGCUAUUCGCUCUCUGCCCCAGGACCCCAUGUGCUGCUCCUGGUGACGCAGCUGGGCCGAUUCACCACCCAGGACCAGCAGGCUGCGCAGAGGGUGAGGGAGAUCUUUGGAGACGAUGCCAUGAGACACACAAUUGUCCUCUUCACCCACAAGGAAGACCUGGAGGGAGGGUCCUUGGUAGACUACAUCCACGACUCAGAGAACAAAGCCCUAAGCAAGCUGGUGGCAGCGUGUGGGGGGCGAGUGUGUGCCUUCAAUAACCGUGCUAAAGGCAGUGACCGGGACGACCAACUGAAGGAGCUCAUGGACUUGAUUGAGGACCUGGUGAGGGAGCACAGGGGUGACCACUAUGCCAAUGGGCUGUACGGCUUAGUGACAGGGUCAGAAGGUGGACCUGUGCAGUCAGAGGAAGCACUGAAGGAUUUCAAAGAGAGUCUUAUCAAGUACAUGGAAAUUCAGAGACGUUACACAACCACGGCCAACGCCAGUUGCCUAAAACAAGCCCUAAUCAAAGCACUAGUCUGUCUUUUGUUUUGUAUUCAGUUGUUUGUCAAAUUGCUAAUUCUGUUAUUUUGUGUAUUGUACAGAAUGUGCAACUUCUUUUACUGCUCACUCUUUUGUAUAUACAAUUUCUUCUGUGGCUUCCUGUUAAUUAUACUUCAAGAAUUAAUGAUAAUUUCCAGAAAGACCACUGGACUGGAACGCAAGACUCCUAGACUAUAGGGACAGACCAGUAAUUAUCUGCUCACUGUCAUAUAGUGCGUGAAUCACAGGGCCUCCGUGUAAUGCACAGCCUGACAUCAGUGAAUGUUCGAGAUUCUGUGAAGCGUUUCAAUCUUAACAUCACCCUAUUUAUUAAUGAACCAAAUUAUUGUAAAAGUUACUGUUUGUUUUGAAAUAUAAUACCAGAACCUUUUAGAAUCUGUCUACAUAAAAUUCCUCUCAUUUUUAAAUCUCUAAAGCCCAUUUUAUGUUCAUGGAAACUCCCUUUCUUCUUCCUAAUACUAUUUCUACUGAACUUAAGAAAAAUAACAAUAAAAUUUCUACUCAAUAUAAUAACAAUAAGUUAACCAUAAAGUUCCUGAGAUGACUUGUCUUUAUUUCUGUUCUAUGGUUUUAUCCUCAGAAGAUGGUAAGUGGACAUAUGGCUCAUUUACUCCAUAAGGGAUCCAAUUUAUGCCAAACUACCACACACAGAGACAUGGACAUGUCAAUGGUCUGUUUUACAUACAUAUAAUUUGCUUAAUGGCUCAGCCAGGUUUGAUCCCUGGUCCCACUCACAUCGGGCAGUGAAACACACAUAGAAGCUUACACUUCAGACAAGAUGGCGGACUGGGUACUCUGACGCAUCAUCCUGUUAAAUGCAAAUAGAAGCUAAAUUUAUUAAAAUAAACAAGACCUUUACAACUGAUGAGCUCACUAGAAAAUAAGGAAAACUCCAAAAGUGAAGCAAACAAUACACAUAAAAAGAAGGUGGAGCUAAAACUGGACUUGAGAGCCACGAGGAAUAAGCAAACUUGGAAGGCAGGGUUGACCAACAGGCACAUGCUGAUACCCACGCUGAGCUCAAGAAACUCAGCCUGGGGUGUCAGCAAAGCUGAAGAGUGACUCCGAGGCUUCUAUAUCAUGUGAGGACCUUCCCAGGGAACUGAUAUUGCAAACUCAUUUUUAUCCAAAUAUACAAGGCUGUUCUCAUUUUUUAUUUCUUCUUAUGCUCAUUUUGGUAAGCUAUGCUUUUGAAGGUACUUUUCUAUUAUAUUGAAGUUGUUGAUUUGCACAAACUCAUAAAAUCUUUUUAUUAUGGCUUUGAUAUGUACAGGAACCACAGUAAUCUCUCCUCUUUGAAUUCUGCCAUUGGUAGUUCAUGAUUAUUUAUUUUUGUUUGAUCAGCCUGGCUGGAAGUUUAUGAAUUUUAUUAAACAUUACAAAAAUUUAAG